Molecule: messenger RNA, 1136 nt
Organism: Salpingoeca rosetta
Lineage: Eukaryota; Choanoflagellata; Craspedida; Salpingoecidae
Exons: 7
Coding region: 367-912 (181 amino acids)
Biological process (GO): endoplasmic reticulum to Golgi vesicle-mediated transport
Cellular component (GO): TRAPPIII protein complex; TRAPPII protein complex; TRAPPI protein complex
Source: RefSeq, a predicted model, not a curated record
CACACCUUGAAGUUUGGUGUUCUUGCUCGAAUCCCACCAUCUCUCUUGCGAAUGAUUGCCGCCUUUGACACGUGCUGUGUUGAUAGCAGCGUCUGUUGCAACAGUGUCUGCAGCGGGUUCAUGUUCCGCGCUAGAGGCAAGGAGGAGGUGGAGGUAGAAGGAAGGAGGGUCGCACUCCACAGCACACGCACACAGCACAGCGUUGUUUGUCCACACCACACGCACACAGCACAGCGUUGUUUGUUCGUUGCCAGCGGCGUCCUGUCUUGUGUGUUUUUGUGAGCCGUUAUUGAUUGUGGAACGCGCACCACCAUUACUGCUCGCUUGUUGUUGUGUUGCUGUCUCCUCUCUGUCUGUCUUGUUGGGAUGGAGUCUCGGACACAUCCGCUCGACCGGGCGCUGCCCCGCGUACCCCGUGAUAUCAGUUUGAGCACGUAUGCGCUGCUGUUCUCCGAGGUGGUCCGGUACACAACAAACAGAGUCAACUCUGUCCCUGAACUUGAACAAAAGCUGGCAGUGAUUGGACGCCGCGUUGGCGUGCGGUUGGUUGAGGUCAUGGCGAUGCGGGACAGGACGUCCAGAAGACGAAUCAAGAUCCACGACGUGCUUGCCUUCUUGCAGACCAACCUCUGGCGGACGCUGUUUGGCAAGCCUGCAGAUCUCCUUGAGCAAGUCACCAGCGACGUGUGCAGCUACAUGCUGUCCGACCACGACAUGCUCGUGAACAAGUUCAUCUCCAUCAGCAAGGAAUACGGGGAUUUGAAUUGUGCUGCCUUUGUUGGCGGGAUUGUCGAGGCAGCGGUUGAUGGCAUGGGAUUUCCGGCGGAAGUGGCGGCGCAUACGGUGGAGGGGAAAGGCACGACGCUUCUGAUCAAGUUUGACCACACCAAGAUACCGCAGGAAGCUCUCUAAAUGGCGUGUGUGUUUCUCCCUCCCUCUUUGCGUUUGCUUGUUUGUGUUUGAUUGCUUGUGUUUGUUUGUUCGUGGUCCUCCUCCUUCCUUCCCCUUCUUCCUCUUCCUUCUUCUUCUCCUCUGCUUCUCCUUCAACCUGUCGCUGUUCGAUCAGGAUCAUCCAACUCUUCGCAUGUACUGUUGCCAUCACCAAUUGCCAUCACAAUUACCAUCACAUAUUGCCA